UCCACCUCCUCCUCCUCCUCCUCUCCAUCUCUGCAGGACCACCGUCCUCCGAUCAGUCGAUCUCCUGCUUCUCCCUCCAUCCGACUCCCAGGGCUCAGAGGAGGAGACGACGAGUGGAGCCCAAGACGAUGGAUGAUGGACAUACACUGGGUCUGAUGUCUCAGCUCAGGAGGAGAGUUCAUCCUGCCAUGUGUGACCCCUGACCUCUGACCUCUGACACACACCUCUGAGGGGGGAUGGAGGGAGGAGGAGAGGAGUCUGAACCAUCCUCAGAUCUGGACACAUCCUCUGGGAGACCAGGAGGACCAGUUUCAGGGGGUCCAGGAGCACCAGUUUCAGAAGGACCAGGAGGACCAGGUACAAGAGGUCCAGGGGGACCAGGUCCAGGAUGUCCAGGAGGUCCAGGUCUAGGAAGCUGCAGACCAAAUGGCCUCAUCGACACGCACAGCCAAUGUCCAGAGCCUCAGGAAGGUCCUCAUUACCAGGCCCAGGUCCUGGUCCCAGUAGACUCCUCUUAUUGUCAGGAGUGGGGAGGUGGUGCCCCCCAGCUCCUGAACCCCAGCGCCCUCCUCCCCCAUCAGAUGGCCUCCCCACGUCUCCUGCUGUGCUCGGAUGGUGUCCUGAAGGUGUGGGGUGAGGCAGCGCUCAGCGACUGCUGUGAGACCACCUUCAUCGAAGGCCUGCCUCCGAACUUUGCUUCCUCCAGCGCCGCCACCAAAGAGGCAAUGCUGUUCACUGACGGGAAGUUUAUGGACUUCAGCGAGGAGGACGUGAAGAUCCAGACGCUGUCGCACGAUAUCGAUGACGACGACGAGUUCCAGGAGUUGGAGAGCGACUACUCCAGCGAAUCAGAGAGCGAGGACGCCUUCCUGCUGAUGCCUCCCAGAGACCACCUGGGCCUCAGCGUCUUCUCCAUGCUCUGCUGUUUCUGGCCACUCGGCAUCGCCGCCUUCUACCUGUCACACGAGACCAAUAAGGCAGUGUCCAAAGGCGACUUUCACCUGGCCAGCUCCAGUUCAAGGCGGGCUCUCUUCCUGGCCGUACUGUCAAUCACCAUCGGGACAGGGAUCUACGUGGGCGUGGCUGUGGCGCUCAUUGCUUACCUGUCCAAGAACCACCACUGGUAGGACUUACCCAUCAGCCCCGGGAGCGGACAGGGCAGGUGGGCGGAGCCUGAAGCCUCUGGUGAUUGGACAUGAACUUGUUUUUGUGUUUGUAAUCUAACAACGGUUCAGUUAAAUGUGACUCUGAGUCGGUGUGAACGUCUUGGUUUGAUUGUUUCUGCUUUUUUCAUUCUGUCUUUAAUGGGUUUAGUUUGUGGCGCCUUUGUCUGCAGGUGAAAUGUUUCUGAGGGAACCGGGAUUUGACCGGAGGAAUAAAACUACAGGUGUGAAAGUACAUGUAUGAAACUACGCUGACACGGUGUGGGGAUAAUGUCUAUUAAAGUAAAGGACAAUGGAGCUUGUUGUGUGAAUCCUCUUCUUCCAAAACCAAACUGAUCUCAUUCAGAAACAACAUGAAUCUGAAACAUGAAUCACACGAGUCUUAUGACAGAAUGUGGACAAGACUCACAUCGUGUCCACACUAACACAGAUAUUUGUAUAAACACUGACACAUAAAUAUUUUUCUUCUAUUUAACUGAAUUCCAUCAACACAAUCUUUGUUUAACUAAUUAUGUUGACUCCAACCAUGUCCAACAUCUGGUCCUGUGGACACCGUGGAUAAUACUGUCCAUGGUUGUUGUUGUCCAACC
Sphaeramia orbicularis (orbiculate cardinalfish) is the source of this 1753-nucleotide messenger RNA. It is a transcript of the gene syndig1, whose product is annotated as synapse differentiation inducing 1. The record is from RefSeq and is a predicted model, not a curated record. The coding region runs from base 237 to 1127 and encodes 296 amino acids. Gene Ontology annotation, biological process: positive regulation of synapse assembly; synaptic vesicle clustering. Gene Ontology annotation, cellular component: postsynaptic density membrane; excitatory synapse; synaptic vesicle membrane. The transcript has 4 exons. NCBI's taxonomy places the organism in Eukaryota, Metazoa, Chordata, Actinopteri, Kurtiformes, Apogonidae.